This is a messenger RNA of Grammomys surdaster, 2137 nucleotides long. RefSeq names its product macrophage-expressed gene 1 protein-like. The transcript has a single exon. Lineage: Eukaryota; Metazoa; Chordata; Mammalia; Rodentia; Muridae. Bases 16 to 2127 code for a protein of 703 amino acids. The record is from RefSeq and is a predicted model, not a curated record. Gene Ontology annotation, biological process: defense response to bacterium.
GGAACUACCUGCACCAUGAACAGCUUCAUUGUUACAGUCCUCAUCUGGACUACAGUGGCAUAUGCCGAAGUAGAGAAGGCACUUGAAGAGAUCCAUGACGAUGGUUUUCAAAAGUGCCAGAAUGCCCUGCAUCUACCUGUUUUGGAAGUGCUACCUGGAGGAGGCUGGGAUAACCUGAGAAAUGUAGACAUGGGACAAGUGGUGGACUUGAAAUACACCAAAUGUAAAACCACAGAAGAUGGACAGUACAUCAUCCCUGAUGAAGUCUUUACUAUUCCUCAGAAAGAGAGCAACCUGGAGAUGAACUCAGAAAUCCUGGAAUCCUGGCAGAACUACCGAAGCACCACCUCAUUUUCCAUCAACAUGAAUCUUGAUUAUGUUCCCAAAGUCAAUGGCAAGUUCUCUACCGAGUUCCAAAGGAUAAAGACCAUUCAAGUGAGAGACCAUGCUGUAACUACACGAGCACAGGUGAGAAAUUUGGUCUACACAGUGAAAACCAACCCAAAUGCAGAACUUAGCUUGGGGUUUAAGAAGGAGCUCAUGGAAAUCUGUGACCGUCUGGAGAAAAAUCAGACGAAGAUGGCCACUUACCUGGCAGAACUCUUGGUCCUCAACUAUGGCACACACGUAAUCACUAGUGUGGAUGCUGGGGCUGCACUGGUUCAGGAGGAUCACAUAAGGUCCUCCUACCUCAAGGACAAUAAGAGGAACCAUGCUGCUGUAGCUGCAUCUGCUGGAUUUACCUUUGCAAAGGUUGUGAACUUCAAAAUAGAGGCAGGCUUUGACUAUCAAAAUACCUUGGCCACAGGCUAUCUUGCAAACAGAACCAAUUCAAGGGUGCAGAGCAUUGGAGGAAUUCCCUUCUAUCCAGGGAUGACCAUUGAAACCUGGCAACAAGGCAUCGUCAACCACCUGGUAGCAGUGGAUCGUGCUGGCUUGCCUCUGCAUUUCUUCAUCAAGCCUGAAAAGCUUCCUGGUUUUCCACACCACUUGGUGGAGCAGCUGGCAAAGACAGUAGAAACUGCUGCAAAAAGCUAUUACAAUUUUAACACUUUCCCAGGCUGCACAAAUAUCAACUCCCCAAACUUCAAUUUUGAAGCCAAUACAGAUGAUGGCUCUUGUGAUGGUAAAGUAGUCAACUCUCCCUUUGGAGGAGUUUAUCAGUUGUGUGCUCAAUCAUCAGGACAAAGUAAGGUUGAUAUGUGCCUAGAUUUCUAUCAGAGGAAUCCACUUACUGGUGGAUUCUCUUGUCCCUCUGGCUACACCCCUGUCCAUCUGCUGACUCAGACCCAUGAGAAGGGGUAUACCGAAAAGGAGUGUAGAAAUAAAUGUACCCUCAAGAUAUUCUGUCAUACAGAGUGUAAAGAUGUGUUCCGAGUGGCCAAGGCUGAAGUUAGUGCUUAUUGGUGUGUGGCCAGUAGCCAAGUAGCGGACAACUCAGGAAUUCUCUUUGGAGGAGUCUUCACCGACAAGAGCAGCAACCCUAUGACAAAUGCACAGUCAUGCCCAACCAGUUACUUUCCUCUGAAGCUGUUUGAGAAUCUCAAGGUAUGUGUUUCUCUGGAUCAUGAGUUGGGGCCCAAAUCUUCGGUCCCUUUUGGUGGGUUUUUUAGCUGCUCAAAAGGGAACCCGUUGUAUAAUUCUUCCACAUCUGGAGACUUAGAAAACUCAUUUCUGCCAAAGUGUCCUGGGGGCUUCAGCCAACAGCUAGCUGUGAUCAUUGAUGGAUGCCAAGUGUCCUACUGUGUCAAGGCUGGAAUCUUUACAAAGACAUCUCUGGCCCCUGCUAGGCUCCCACCUUACACUCAGCUACCUAUGAGUCAGUUUUCCACAGACCCAGUUGAGGUGACAAGUAGUGAGAGUGCCAAAUCCUGGGUUAAGGACCCCUAUACCCUGCAAUGGAGGCUAGAGGAGCCAUUGAAAAGUGGUAGAUUAUCAGGAGGAUCAACUGCUGGAAUCACCAUUGUGGUUAUCCUAGCGUUAGGGAUUUUAACUGCCAUGGCCAUCUAUGGUAACCGGAGGUUUAAGAAGAAUGAAUCCGACGGAGUUCCUAGAAGACAGACGUUUCUUCCUUUUCCAAGAGCUAGAGCCACUCCUGAUGGACUGCAGGAUCCAAAUCCAGCAUAAUUCUUCCUUA